AUGCUACGAAUUACAAAUUGUAUUGGAUUAAAGUCUCGAAAUUUUAUCAAAGUCGUUAACUCGAACACUAGGUAAAUUGUUUUUUUUAUUAAAUAUAUAUUUGCAAUAUAUUGCAACAAUUUUUUUUGUCUCGUCAAAGAUAUGUGUCAUACAAUAGUCAUCUAUCAAGAAAUUCCUGCAGACUACUUUAUUUUAUUUACACAUUCUAUAUAAUAAAAUUCUAAUACAUUUUUAAUAAGCAAAAAUUAUUUUUUUAUAUAUUAACUAAACUAUUGUUUAGUUAUUAAACUCGAAUUUAAUAAUUGUAAUUUUAAAUAUUUAUUUUUGUAUUAAUUGGACUUUGGACUUUGUCAGAUAAUUAAUUGGACUUUGACAGAUUAUUGAUUUAAUAAGUUAAUCCUUAGAUAAGGUAUGCUAUUGAAAAUAAUAGCCACUGGUAUAGUUUAAUGAAUAAUAAACAGAUGCACAAAUUUUACGAAAUUAUAAUGUAUUUAUAAAUAAUGUUUUAAAAAAUGCAAUAAAAAUUGUUGAUAGAAUACAUAUGAACAAAUAUGAAUAAUCUAUGAAUUAAUUUGUAGUACAAAUGUUAGAAAUAAAUAUAAAAAAAUAAUACGACUCAACACGAUCGAAUUCGGGUAAUAUGUAAUAUUAUCUAUACUUAUGAACUGUGUUGUUUGUGUAUGCAUAAGUGUAUGACAGUCGUAUUUUCCUGAAUUCUAUGUGGUAGUCAGUGUAUUAUACUUUAUUAAAUAUAAUUUGAAUAAUAAAUUAUUAAAUAUACCCAUUCAUAUAAUAUGAUGUUUUUUAGAUAUUUAGCAACACAAGCUGCUGUAAAAAAUGUAUCUGAAGAAAAAGAGAAAAAAGAUGUAGCUGAGUCAAAGUCUCAGUCUUUUGUUAGGAAUAUUUUCCUUGGUCAAUUAGAGACUAGUCAAAUAUUUCCAUAUCCAGAUGUUUUAAAUGAAGAACAAUAUGACACAUUAAAAUUAUUUAUUGAUCCAGUGGAAAAAUUUUUUGAGAAAGUAAAUGAUCCAAUGAAAAAUGAUGAAAAUGCAUCAAUAGAUGAAAAAACUUCGCAAGCAAUGUGGGAGCUUGGCGCAUUUUGUCUCCAAGUUCCUCAAAAAUAUGGUGGAAUGGGACUAACUAAUACCCAAUAUAGUAGGUGUGUUGAAAUAUGUGGAUACCAUGAUUUAGGUAUUAGUAUCAUUUUAGGUGCACAUCAAAGUAUAGGAUUCAAGGGCAUACUUUUGUAUGGUACUCCAGAACAAAAAGAGAAAUAUCUUCCAAGAGUAUGCAAUGGAGAAUAUGCAGCAUUUUGUCUUACAGAGCCAAGCUGUGGUUCAGAUGCUGGUUCAGUUCGUUCUCGUGCAAUAAAGUCAGCAGAUGGUUCGCAUUAUAUCUUAAAUGGCAAUAAAAUUUGGAUAUCAAAUGGUGGUCUAGCAGAAAUAAUGACAGUUUUUGCUCAAGUUCCUAUGAAAGAUCCAAAAACUGGUGAAACUAAGGAUAAAGUUACAGCAUUUAUUGUUGAAAGAUCUUUUGGUGGAGUAACAAGUGGUCCACCAGAAAAAAAGAUGGGUAUUAAAUGUAGUAAUACAGCAGAGAUAUAUUUUGAAAAUGUUAAAAUACCAGCAGAAAAUGUUAUAAAAAGCGAAGGACAAGGUUUUUCGGUUGCAAUGAAUGUUUUAAAUAGUGGUCGAUUUGGUAUGGCCAGUGCACUUUCCGGGACAAUGCGUUAUUGUAUUAAAAAAGCAGUUGAACAUGCAACACAACGAGUACAAUUUGGGCGCACAAUAGAUUAUUACGGAAGUAUUCAGGAAAAAUUAGGUCGUAUGGCAAUGUUGCAUUAUGUAACUGAAAGUCUUGCAUAUUUAAUCGCGGGUAAUAUGGAUAGUGGAAGUCAGGAUUAUUAUUUAGAAGCUGCAGUUUCUAAAUGUUUUGCAUCGGAAUCCGCAUGGUGGGUUUGUGACGAAGCUAUUCAAAUACUUGGUGGAAUGGGAUAUAUGAAAGAUACUGGUCUUGAACGAGUCAUGCGAGAUAUACGCAUUUUUAGAAUCUUUGAAGGAACCAAUGAUAUUCUCCGUAUUUUUGUUGUACUCUCUGGGCUUCAACAUGCUGGCAUUCAUUUGAAACAAAUAAUGUCAGCAUUUAAAAUCCCUACUAUCAAUUUAGGAUUGAUUUUUGAAGAAUUGAGUAAAAGAGCGAUGCGAACAAUUGGAUUGUCCUCAACGCGUAAUCUUACACACUUAGUUCAUCCUAAUUUAAACAAAAGUGCUGCAUUAUGUGCUAAGAGUAUAGAAACUUUUGGUCAAAGUAUAGAAGGUGCCAUUAUCAAAUAUGGACCACGCAAUAUUGUAGAGCAACAAUUUGUUCUCAAUAGAUUAGCUCAAGCGGCGUUUGAUAUAUUUACUAUGACAACUGUAUUAAGUAGAGCAACUGCAUCUGCAAAUAAAAAACUUCCAAGUGUGGAACAUGAAUUUCUUAUGGCAGAAACUUGGUGUUCUGAAGCAUCCAAUCGUGUGAAUUUUAACUUGAAAUUUGAUAAACAAUUAAAUAUAUUUAGUAACUUAAGCAAAAUUUCAAAAAAUAUAUGUGAAGCUGGUGGAUGUGUUCAAUUAAACCCACUAGGUUUUUAAUAAUGUGGUCAAUUGUAAAAUAAUUAAUAUAAUAUAAAAUUAUUGAAAAUUUUUUGAUACUUUUACAUAAAAGAGAUAAAUAAAUUAUUAUAAAAAUAUACACAUGAAAGUAGAUGCUGUUUAUUUUUCAUUAAAUUUCACAAAAUAGCGAAUUGAAUGCUUAAGAAAUAGAUGUACAGUAAGUUUGUGUGUGUAGCUUUUUUAUAAUAAAUUAAAAGUAAGUAAAAUUUUCCUGUAGCAUACAUUUAAAAAUGUUUAAUAACAUUACUUCUAUUUACGUUUUCAUUUAAUACGAUAUUAAAUAUAAGAAAAAAAAAAUACCACAGUAUUUAUUUUAAUUUAUAAUUAAUAUUAACUCUUGAUUAUCUUCUUUUAAUUAUAAUAUAAAUGCACAAUUUAACAAUAUCACAACAUUACACAAAGGUAAGAAUAUACUUUCUGAUCAUUUUUUUACUUGUCUAUAAUAUGGAAGCACAUAGAAUAUAGCCAUUGUACGAUUUAACUUUUACAGCAUCCAUAUAAGACAUUAAUAACAUUAAUUGUGAAGUACAUGCAAAAACAGAAUUGUGUAUUUCAUUACUAUAAGAAGUAUUACUUAAGUUUGAGAUUCAAAUUAUCAAUUUUUUUCUUUUGAAUUUAUAAAAUAAAAUUUAUUAUUAAUUGUAUAUUCAACAUUUUUGAUUAUGUAUAAAUCAAGAAAGAAAUAAUAUUUAAUAUUUGCUCUUUCACGUCUGAAAUUUUAUAGUUUUUUACAAUUUGGUAAUAAAUAUAUUGUAUUACAGGAUUUUUCAACUAUACAUUGGCAGUGUUUUUUUCCAAUUAAUAAUAAUUAGCAAUAAAUAAAUUUGAUUCUCAAACUUCAAGUUAUUUAAAAUAUUUAUAAGAAAUAUCAUUUAAACGUAAAUAAGAUGGCAUGAAACUAUUAUGAUGAGAUGUGAUUUUAUUAUUGAAUGUUUAAAACAUGAAGUUGGAAAGAAUUUAUCAUUGCUGACAGAUACAACUGUGAUUCAACUUUUCAGAAAAAUAGAAUAUUAGAUUAUUUCUUAGUAUUUGUGUUACUCCAGGUAUGCAAUCUUAUUUUUAAAAACAUAUGAAUUCUAUAACACGAACUCACAAUCUGUUAAUAUAUGUAUUUGUGUGUUUUUCCUAUGUACUAUACCUUGUGGUCUAAUAAGCCUUUAUAAGAAUAUUAGUAAAUAUAUUAUCACGAAUAAAAAGAAGCAUGGUUAAAGUCAAAUAAAAAUCAAUAUAUUAGAAACGAUUUUAUGAUUAAUAUAACAAUUUUUUAAUACCAUUUUCAUCUGAUAAAUUCUCCACUCUUUCACAUUACUUUUAGUUUUUAUAUCACAACCCUGAUGUUCCUUUAUAAGAAAAUAACACUGCUCAUAUUUUACUAAGUUGUCGACAAUUUAAUGAGUCAACUUGAAUUCAUUGGAAUGAAACUGACUCAAAUAUUGUCCAAUUAAUGUAUCAAUAAUUUAUUUCCUGAGAAAUUUUUGUAUGACUUUAUGACCAGUCUAUCUAUCAUGUUUUUACGAAAAUAAUAACAAUGGAAAUACAAUUUUUUGUAUACAUUUUUUAAUACAUGGAAACGUGUUAUAUCUUAAUAGUCUAAGUGAUAAUAUUUUAUAAAUGUGAAUAGCAACUGUAUUUUAAUUAAUUCUCUCUGUACAUGUAAAUAAUCGUUUAAAUUAGGACAUUUGUAAAACGGUAUACUCAAAAACAUGUGCUGUUCUAUUAUUUUAUGUUUGAGUAAAAUCUCUCAUUUUCGUUGCAUAUUGUUACUUUACGUAAAUUACCUUCUUAUGAAACUGCAUAUAUAGUGAACUAAUAAUUUCAAAUACUAUUUGCAAAUAUGACUUUUUAGUAGAAAAUUUAUGAAUUUAAUUAGAGAUUUAAUAAGAGAUUUCAAAUAUAAAAUAGUAAAUGAUAGGGAAAUAAUGUUUGUUAAUAAUUGAAAUUAAAUUUGUAAAUAAUUAAAAUUACCUCUAAUUAAAAAAACUAAUUUUAUAAAUACACAGAAUCCAUAG
Heterotrigona itama is the source of this 4660-nucleotide messenger RNA. NCBI's taxonomy places the organism in Eukaryota, Metazoa, Arthropoda, Insecta, Hymenoptera, Apidae. The record is from the annotation of a GenBank genome assembly.